This is a messenger RNA of Dama dama (fallow deer), 797 nucleotides long. It is a transcript of the gene INAFM1, whose product is annotated as InaF motif containing 1. Bases 14 to 448 code for a protein of 144 amino acids. The record is from RefSeq and is a predicted model, not a curated record. NCBI's taxonomy places the organism in Eukaryota, Metazoa, Chordata, Mammalia, Artiodactyla, Cervidae. The transcript has a single exon.
GUGGGCUGCGGGGAUGCGGGGCACGAGCUGCGUGGGCGGCGGCGGCGAGAGCCCGGGUGGCGCAGGGCUGAGCGAGGGCCCGCGGGGCCGUUGGCUGCGCCUAGCCCCCGUCUGCGCCUACUUUCUUUGCGUCUCGUUGGCUGCCGUGCUGCUCGCUGUCUACUACGGUCUCAUUUGGGUUCCCACGCGGCCCCCUGCAGCUCCAGCCGGCCCGCCGCCCAGCGCGCAGUCCUCUCCGUGCGGCGCCCGCGCGGGUGCGCUGCCUGCCCCGGCGCCCGCCGCCGCCUCGGUCUCUUGCCUCCUGGGAGCCCCUGGCGGGCCGAGACCCCAGCUCGAGCUGCCGCACAGCCGCCGCCGCCGCCGCCACAGUGACCCCAGCCGCCGCCGCCCGAGCCGCCAGACGCUGGGGAAGACGCCGGAGGCCGCGGCGGGGCGAGGACCCGGGUAACCUUCCUUUUCACCCAAGAUGGACCGCCAGCUUUCGAGAGCCCGGCGCCCUCCGCGGAUGCGGCGGUCCCGAAUUGGUGUCUGGCUCCCUCUUCAUGACAUCGUCUAGCGUCUGCGGAGUCGUCAUCCUGAAGAAUGGGGGACGAAGGGGAGCCGGCUCUGGUCCUCGCUCCUUGCAGCUCCUCCGCCGUCAGGCCGGGUCCUUCACCAGGCAGACCCCAUACUGGUCACUGCCUCCUGCUCCUCCCGCCGUAGGGUUCUGUGCACGGAGCCCUCAGCCGGCCCCUCUCCUCCCUCCCUGAAUCUCCGUGUGCAUCUAUCCACCUGCAAUAAACUCCAGCCCCAGCUGC